This is a messenger RNA of Staurois parvus, 588 nucleotides long. NCBI's taxonomy places the organism in Eukaryota, Metazoa, Chordata, Amphibia, Anura, Ranidae. The record is from the annotation of a GenBank genome assembly.
CCGCCAUCGUGUCAGAAUACUGGGCCGGCCGCUCAGCUCUUCUCUGCAGCAGGACCUUACCUGUUCCUCGGUCCAGCGCUGUGCAGUCUUCCCGCGCCGGCAACUUUAGUGUCCGCAGUCUCUGGUCAUCUCCUGUGCUGUCCGCAGUCUCUGGUCAUCUCUUGUACUCUCCGCAGUCUCUGGUCAUCUCCUGUACUCUCCGCAGUCUCUUGGUCAACCCCUGUACUGUCCAAAGUCUCUGGUCAUCUGUACUGUGUCCGCUGUCUCUGGUCAUCCCCUGUACUGUGUCCGCAGUCUCUGGUCAUCCCCUGUACUGUGUCCGCUGUCUCUGGUCAUCCCCUGUACUGUGUCCUCUGUCUCUGGUCAUGCCCUGUACUGUGUCCGCAGUCUCUGGUCAUCUCCUGUACUGUGUCCGCUGUCUCUGGUCAUCCCCUGUACUGUGUCCGCAGUCUCUGGUCAUCUCCUGUACUGUGUCCUCAGUCUUUGGUCAUCCCCUGUACUGUGUCCGCAGUCUCUGGUCAUCCCCUGUACUGUGUCUUCAGUCUCUGGUCAUCCCCUGUACCGUGUCCGCAGUCUCUGUUCAUCUCC